AUGUCAACUCACACAUCCAGACGAACAUCUUCACGUCAUAACCCUACCAUAUCUUCGUCUUCUUCUUCAUCCCAUCAUAUCUCCAAUAAACCUUCCUCUCACACAAACCAACAACAACCGAACCCCUCUUCUUCCCCACCAACAUCCGUCCAUGCAUCCGCAGAAGGCACCGGUCACCCGCUCAAGCGCGUGCGCAGGAAAGAUACAAUUGAAUCACUCAUUACAAGACCACCAUUACUAGUCCGUCCAGCUCUUGCCCAACUCCGGUACCACGUACUCAUGGACGGUCUACGCGUAACUCCACCACAAGCUCCUGGCGAUCCGGAAACUGGGCUAUGUGCUUACCGGCCCUACGUGUGGUCGAUACUAUUACGCGUGAGUCCCGCUGAUUUACCUGCCGAAAAAUACGUGGCGCUUGUUAGGAAAGGCGCGUCUCCGGCAUACACAAAAAUCCGUAACGACACGUUUCGAACCUUCACCACUGACGCCGUUUUCCGUUCAAGGGUUUCGGAAAACGCGCUGGUAAGAGUGCUCAACGCUGUCGCUUGGCAACGCCACUUGUGUGCAGACCCGGAGCAGCCGGCGCCGGCGCCGGAGUUUCUGUAUGUACAGGGAAUGAACGUUUUAGCGGCACCAUUUUUAUAUCAGUGUAAAACAGAGGCACAAGCGUUUGCAUUGUUUUACACGUUUCUAUCGCGUGACUGCCCGCUAUAUGUGGUUCCGACACUUGAAGGCGCUCACACUGGACUUAAACUCGUUGACAAGUGUUUGGAAAUCAUUGAUCCGGCGCUGUUUGAUCAUUUACAAAGCAAGCUGUUGACUGCGGAACUGUAUGCGUUUACUUCUGUUCUUACGUUUAGUGCUGGCACACCGCCGUUAUCACAAGCACUUGUACUUUGGGAUUUUUUAUUUGCAUAUGGCCCGCACUUGAAUGUUUUAUUUGUAAUUGCCCAGUUGACUUUGAUGCGCUCACAUCUGUUUGAAGCACAAAGUCCAAUGACACUGCUAAGAAACUUCCCUCCGCUACAGGCUCAAGAGAUUAUUAAAUUGGCAAUCUCGUUUGUCCCACUGUUACCGGACUGGCUCUAUGAUUUGCUGGUGCGGCACCCGUUCGAUCCGGCAGUAAGUUCGCAAUUGGCUGCCAGAAGUUUACGUUCUCGGAGCUCCAGAAUUAACAUGAAAAAGUGA
Magnusiomyces paraingens is the source of this 1188-nucleotide messenger RNA. RefSeq lists its product as uncharacterized. The transcript has a single exon. Gene Ontology annotation, molecular function: GTPase activator activity. The coding region runs from base 1 to 1188 and encodes 395 amino acids. The record is from RefSeq and is a predicted model, not a curated record. NCBI's taxonomy places the organism in Eukaryota, Fungi, Ascomycota, Dipodascomycetes, Dipodascales, Dipodascaceae. Gene Ontology annotation, cellular component: mitotic spindle pole body. Gene Ontology annotation, biological process: activation of GTPase activity; negative regulation of septation initiation signaling.